Messenger RNA from Brachypodium distachyon (stiff brome), 1211 nucleotides. RefSeq names its product peptidyl-tRNA hydrolase, mitochondrial. The record is from RefSeq and is a predicted model, not a curated record. Bases 133 to 903 code for a protein of 256 amino acids. Gene Ontology annotation, molecular function: peptidyl-tRNA hydrolase activity. The transcript is spliced from 8 exons. Lineage: Eukaryota; Viridiplantae; Streptophyta; Magnoliopsida; Poales; Poaceae.
GCGGUCAGCGGGUCAACCGGUCAGCGAUAUUCGGUCAAGAAUCUGUUGUAAUCAGUGUGCGAAAUCGGAUCCGGCAACUCUUCAGAAGUUGUGACCCGUUUCUACAAAACCACCAACGGCGCCGGGGCCGGGAUGCGGUUUCUCUCCGGGAUCCCCGCCUCCGCUUCCGGAGCAUCUACGCGCCUCGCGUUCCCGCGAAUCUCGUUCGGCCGGUUGAGCCCUAGAAGAAUGGCGGCGACCGGUCCCGCUUGCAGCGCCGCCGAUGCUUCCUAUUCCUCUUCUGCAGCCGCCGCUGCCGGCGGGGACCAGAAGCCCUGGCUGUUUGUCGGGCUCGGGAACCCCGGCAGGAUGUACAAGGGGACCCGCCACAACGUUGGGUUUGAGAUGAUUGAUGCUAUUGCCGAAGCUGAGGGGAUCUCUAUCAGCAAUAGACAGUUCAAGGCAAUGGUUGGGAAAGGCCUUAUUGGUGAUGUCCCUGUAAUGCUGGCCAAGCCGCAGACUUUUAUGAAUGCAAGUGGUGAGUCUGUUGGCAUGCUGGUUUCAUAUUUCAAGAUACCGCUCAAUCAAGUUGUUGUGAUCUACGAUGAUCUAGACUUACCCUUUGCGAAAUUACAUCUACUGCCAAAGGGGGGACAUGGUGGACAUAAUGGGAUGAGAAGCGUCAUUCACCAUUUCAAAAACACCCGUGAUUUCCCACGUCUAAGGAUUGGCAUCGGACGACCAACUGGAAUGUUGGGUGCCAUCAAUUUUGUUCUGCGCUCAUUCAGCCAGCAAGAACAAGAAGAGCUCAAUUCUACAUUCUGCAAGGGCUUGCAAGCGGUACGGAUAAUGUUACUCGAAGGAUUCAACAAGAGUGCAACCUUUGUGAACACUCCACCACCAGCAGAAAUGUUGAUUAAAUGAAAAUAGUCUGACAUAAACAGCGCAGAGAUUACAUUAGUUGUUCUGGCCAGAAAUCAUUCAGGCAGUUGCACAAAGCACUAGGACCAUUGUCCUGGAGUAUAUAUGUAUCCUGAUUCUAGAUUGAUUUGUAGAGGCGCUCAAUGGAGCUGUACAGGAUUAUUCCCAGAACAAGGUCCAGACAGCAUACUGCUCAGCCUAAGCCCUGGCUUUCUGACCAAUGUUGGUUUUUUGAACGAUUUCAUGAACUGAUCUUUGUUCCAAUUUGGGUGGCAUCAUAACGACUUCGUAAUACAAAUUUUUGCUGUGUG